CGCGUUGGUGUUCGGGGUGUGCAAGCUGGAACGGCGCAUUGCUCGAAGAUGCUUUGACGCUGUCAGCCGCAAAACUGUGUAACUGUCACGUAUGGCUCGGUGGUAGCACACUCGUUUCCAGGCGAAAAGUGGUGGUGUAGCAGACGACGGAAAAACGUGGUAGCAGACGAUUAGUAGUGCCACGCGGGGAAACCAGACGGAUACUUUAACGCCUGAGCCGCUUGUAGGCGGGACCACCUACCGCUGAGCAACACGACCACCGCACUCGGACUACCGCCGGCUACUCAACACCUCCUGACAAGGACAUAGCUGCAGCGAUGGACUCCGGCGCCAACUACACGUGCAGCGACGGGCUACUGCUGCCCUUCCUGGACGAGUCCAGCUGGUCGCGGGGUGGCCGCUCCUUCGUCUACCUGCUGGGUUUAAUCUACUGCUUCCUGGGCGUGGCCAUCAUCGCGGACGUGUUCAUGUGCGCCAUCGAGCGCAUCACUUCCAAGACGCGACGCCUGACCCUUUCGGCCCAGGUGCCCGGCGGCCAGCCGGACAUCAUAGAGGUCAAGGUGUGGAACGAGACCGUGGCCAACUUGACCCUCAUGGCGCUCGGGUCGAGCGCGCAGAUACUGCUGGCCAUCAUCGAGAUCGUGGGCAGCGGAUUCGUAGCGGGCGACCUGGGACCCGGAACUAUCGUCGGUUCGGCAGCCUUCAACUUGCUCGUCAUCACCGCCGUCUGCGUGGUGUCGAUUCCCGCCAACGAAAUCCGCACCAUACGUAUGAUCAAGGUGUUCGGCAUCACGGCGUUCUUCAGCGUGUUCGCGUACCUGUGGCUCCUGAUCGUGCUGAUGGGAUCGAGUCCCGAAAUCAUCGAGCUCUGGGAAGCCAUCUUGACGCUUCUAUUCUUCCCGCUGCUGGUCUUCCUGGCAUACGCGGCGGACACGGGUAUCUUCUGGCCUGGGGCUCGGAAGCGAAGCGCCCAGAAGCAGCUCGAGCUGCAGACCACGGCCGACAUCGCCAAGCACACGAACAACGCCGUCGCGCCGGCGACACCUGGCGGAGGACCUGCGCGCCGGGAGUUCUUCCCCAACGGCGAGCUCAACAGAGAGAACCUUCUAGACUUCAUACGGGAGAUCCGCAAGCACCCGGGGCUGACGGACGAGGACGCCGCGUGCCUGGCGGCGGCCAAGCUGGCCGAACAGCAGCACCACACGCGCAUGUGGUACCGGGUCGGCGCCAUCCGGGACCUGACCGGAGGCCGCCGCACCAGGCCCAGCAUCAACGAAAAGCUGCAGCACAAACUGGACCAGGAGGUGCGGGAAAUGUUCGCACUAGCCGCACAAGAUGAGUCCGACGCAAAGACUGCCGACGAAGUGGAGCAGGGCAAACUGCUGAAGCCCGUGCCCGAACCUGAGAACAAGAACGUGGCCACCAUCGAGUUCAACGCGAGCUCGUGCGCAGUGCUCGAGAAGGCCGGCAAAGUGGACGUGCUCAUACGGCGCAAGGGAAAGCUCGACUGCCCGGCCACUUGCAGGGUCGAGACCAUCGACGGCACGGCGUUGGCGGGCGAGGACUACAUGGAGCUGCGACAGAUGGUGAUGUUCCAGCCGGGCGAGACUCAGCGCCGCGUCACGGUGCAGAUCGUGGACGACAACCAGUGGGAGCCCGACGAGACGUUCUUCCUGCGCUUGUCGCUGCCCGCCAGUGCCGCCGGCGACGGAGCCGAGGUCGCCCUGGGUCGGAAGUCCGUCAUGGAGAUCACCAUCAUCGACGACGACCAGCCCGGCAUCUUCGAGUUCCGGCGCCGAGGUCUGCUGGUGCGCGAGAGUGUGGGCACAGCCCAGGUUGCCGUGGUGCGCACAAAGGGCGCCGACGGCACGGCGUACGUGCACUGGCGCACGCGCAGCCAGACAGCCAAGGACGGCGAGGACUUCCACGGUGGCGAGGGCAAGUUGGUGUUCGAGCACGGCGAGACGCUCAAGAACAUCGACAUCCCCAUCGUGGACGACUUCGAGGCUGAAAAGGACGAGCACUUCGAGGUCGAGCUGUUCGACGCCUCGCCCGGGUCCGGACUGGGACACCUCACCAAGACCACCGUCACCAUUACCAGUGAUGAAGAGUUCAACACCAUCGUCAACAGGCUGAUGCUGAUGACCAACACGAACGUGGACAAACUGAGACUGCACUCUGCCAACUGGGUGGGUCAGAUCAAGGACGCCAUGAACGUCAACGGCGGCGACAUCGAGAACGCCGAGACUGUCGAUUACGUCAUGCACUUCAUCACAUUCGGAUGGAAGGUUAUAUUCUCUCUGGUGCCGCCCACGGGUUUCAUGGGCGGCUGGCUGACCUUCUUCGUGUCGUUGGGGGCCAUCGGUCUUCUGACGGCAAUCAUCGGUGACCUGGCCGGCAUCUUCGGCUGUCUCGUGGGUCUGGAGGACACGGUGACGGCCAUCACGUUCGUCGCCCUGGGCACUUCCCUGCCCGACCUGUUCGCCUCCAAGGGCGCCGCCCGGUCGGAGAAGUACGCCGACAACGCCGUCGGAAACGUGACCGGGAGUAACUCCGUCAACGUGUUCCUCGGUCUUGGACUGCCGUGGGUCCUCUCGGCUGCCUACUGGCAGAUCAAGGGAGGUGUUUUCAAGGUUCCCUCCGGUUCUCUGGGCUUCAGCGUGGGCAUCUACUGCGCCGUCUCGAUAACCUGCAUCUCGCUGCUCAUGCUGCGAAGGAAGCUCGCCUUCUUCGGCAAGGCCGAGCUGGGUGGUCCCCGGCCAGCGGCCAUCGCCAGCGCCGUCUUCAUGGUCUUCCUCUGGGUCCUCUACAUCGUCCUAUCGGCUCUGAAAACGUACAAACACAUCUGAAGACUUACGGCCACGUAUACCAUCAUCAGCGCUGCUUAACUACGCACGAUAUUUCAGUGACGGUUCUUAAGGAUUGGAGUAUUGCCGUUUCGGGGUAUUCGUGGAACGUUUCUUAGCUGAAAGUUCCGCUUUGUGCGACGAACUACUUUAUUGGAGCGUAUGCAGUGUCACGUGACGUGACGUCAUCGAUUCGUACCUACCGCGAUCGCAGAAAUUCAGCAAAGCGUGGCGUCUGUUGCUUUCCGUCAGCUCACGCUAGAGGAACCUGGCUAUCGCAAGCAGUUGCACACGCCUUGCACGUUUGUGCGAGAAGAGCUAGAAAUUCUUUGCAGAGGCAUAGGAUGGUGACGUAGUCCUUCACAUUGAAAUCAAGUUUCGCGAAGUAGUUGUCGAAGAAGGCGCUUAGACGCGUUCUGAUUGGGUUAGCUGAUGGGAGAGUUCGUCCAUCGCGGUCGUUCGGUCUGCAUCCUCAGCACGGACGCCUUUCGCAGACGGAUGGUGUUCUGGCUUCAGAGUUGAUAUGGAGAGAUCGCCUUCUCCGUCCGCUUUAAAUGUUGCCUGCGAUUCUCGUUGUUGUCAUGUGAACGCCUUUCAUUUUGACAUCAAUUAUCAUGAUCAUAUAUACAUCUGCGAUCACUGAUUUUCUGAAGCUCGCUCUACUUCCUAUAUAAACACGCGGAAAGAUUUAGCUAGCACAAAAACUGCGCACAUAUCAUAUUUUCUGAUAAGCUUUUACGCCAAUGGCAGCGACGAGGCGACGUUAGCCCCAACUGACAAGGGGCACUAAUGCCAAAUUGACGAAGAGCUAUUUAUUAUAACACUCAGUUAGCUGCUCACACUUUUCCAGGGCGAGCAACCAAAUAGCUAGAUAGAGAAUAUAUGUCAGCGUACAUUAUACACAGCACAGAUAUUUCGAACAAAGCAAGCAACGAGUGCAAAUCACUUUUGUUGCAUGUGGAAAUAGCACAAGUGUUAAUGUUGUCAGUCCAGCGAUGCUAACAUGGCAAGAGCCAUUAAAAAACGAAGGCCUAUAAAAAUUAUGAUGACCGAAUGAAAGGAGAAGUUCAUUGUUUAAGUUGGUGGUAGCUGGUCUGUAUUGAGAGUUGCAAUUUGGACUAAAGGAAACAUCCCGAUCUCAAGUAUGUGGAGGUCAUACCGUGGCACAGUGCUAAAAUAUGCUGCUGCUUGAAAUCAAUCACGUCUUGGCGACGUCUGAUCAACCUCCAAAAGAACACCUGAUAGACAGUUGUCUAAAGCCAGUUUUCACAACCAUAUUCCACAUCUCAAGGUUGAACGAGAAGAAAAGCUUGCGCAGUAAUACCGGGGGCUUGAGGGCUUUCGCUUCGCUUCGUUCGGAACAACGGGUAAAAGAUUAGUAAACAGCCAGCGCACACAUUAAGAAUCAAUCAGUGCUUAAUUGUAUUCACUGAACACGUAUUCGACACUCGAUGAAGGAAGCACUGCGACUCUGCUAAACGCAACGUUAUCGAAAGUGUUGAACUGUUUACGAACGACUUCAAAAAUUGUUGUAUAGGUGCGCUUAGUGUAAUAAGGUACUCUUUACUCUGCAGGCUCAAUGAGAUUGCGUUGACUUUCGACAGAAUGUAUCGUGGAGGCUGUGGUCAAUGUUUCGUAGGCGAGUUUGGUGGAGGAGGUAUUAGGUUCGUGUGCAUGUCCGUGGAAGGAAGAGUCACGUUGAGUUUCGAUUGUUCAUCUGUUGAGUGAAUGUAUGUAUUUUCGCGGGGUAAGUUCGUUGAGAUUGUCUCGACUUUCGAUUACAUCCAUUGAAAACGCUUUGAGAAACUUAUUCAUGACGCACUUGUCGGUGUGAUGUGCCGGACCAUGGUGAAGAGCUUCCGCUCGCAAGUUCGAUUUUCGCCACAAUAUCUCGCAAAUUUCCCACGAAACGUUUCGUAGAUGUGUCUGGUGGAAGGACUAUCAGAAUCCGCCUUUCUCAUUUUCCUCUGCUGCCUUCUGCCUUUUUGGUAUGGAGGGAGGAGGGGGGUGGUGGCGGAGCUUUCAAGGGUUAUCCGGUCCGGAACAACCGGGGGCUCGCCAGAACAAUGCCUUCGAGAUCGAAGGUAGUGUGGAGACCCUACCACUGCGUUUCGUGACUUUCUGCCAGGGAAAGGGCGCAUGCGCUGUGGCAUUGUGAGGAAGGCGGAUUGUAGUGACAAGCGGGUGUUGGUGUGUGGUGGCAUGGCAUAUAUCUACUGAACGUACGUUGAAAAAACUGUCCCCAUUUCAGUGCAUGACAUCACUGAGGCAAUGUAUGACUUUUCGAUAUCUCUUGCACGGGAACUUGAAAACUGUUUUGUGGCGUGGUUGGCGAAGCAUCCAACGGACUAGUAGUAAUAGACUGUAUGUGUGAGGCUUGUUGACAUUCUACUGACUGUGCUGCGAGAGUACUUUUCAAAUGCAAGGUCCCUGUGAUUGCGUUUAUUUUCUGCCUAAAGACUUUGCAAAGACGAUGAUUCCUUGAUAGCAUGUUGUUCAUGUGGGGCCAGUGUGUGCACAAGGUCCCUCAAAGUGUGAUGAAGGCGCAGAUGGCGCGUCUACAAUUUGCUACAUGAUGCAUUCCUUAGAACAUUUGCGAAAUAGGUGUACCGUCUCAACUUAAAUCAACGCUAAGCAAGCUACCUUUUGCCAUUGCUCAUGGCGAAGUGUAUCAAAGUGUUCUUUGUAAGGGUGUGCGAAUAUUCGAAAAUGUCGACUAACGAAUUCAAUAGCGUCCUAUUCAAUUCGAUACUCGUAUCGAAUAGUGCAUACCCGAAAUACCAACUAUAGUUCGAAUAUUCUUCGAAUAAUGAGCAGCGAUGAAAAAUGCUUGGAGGAACGAUACGUUAGAACAGCGAGGAGCAACGUUUCCUAUUUUCGUCAUCGAAUUACCCAGAUGCAUGCAGCCCAUGUACUUACGGGACCAUCGACGCUAUAUAUGUUGAUCACAGGAUGAAGGCGUUUUUUUAUUAAGACUCAAGGGUCACCGAAGCGAACAGUGUCAUUAAUCCACUAUCUUCACGAUGAUGUGAACUCCGGAAAAUGGCCUAAUAUGUUGUCUAUCAGUUUCAUUUAAAAGCUAUUGACAAAGUAUCACCUUGAAUACUGUAGUCGCAGUUACAAAAUAUUUCUUAGGCUCUUGUUGCUGCCGUAUACCAGGUUGCCUCAGUGCAAAUAAUUGUGGUAUUUUUUGUCCGUUAAAAGUAAUCGUAAUGGCCCUUUGUUAAAUGUUCUGAAUAUUUCUUUCAAAUAAAAUGUUGUAGAAUUUUUGGGCUGUUUUGAAAAUUGUUACCUUUCCAGUCUAGGGCAUGCUUUGAAAAUGCUUGCCUUACUAUUCGAAAAGUAUUCAAAUAGUCUUUAAUUAGUAUCCGUAUACGAUUCGGUGUCAUCACUAUUCGAUUCGUAUUAGAUUCGGUUCUAAAAUUGACUAUUCGCACACCCGUAGUUCCUUGCUGUACGCUGAAAUCUCAACAAUGUAAGCGUAACCCAGUGUCCACAAGACGUGCUUGUUAUGUAACUUCUCGUUGUACGUAAUAGUAGAGGCCACAUUUGAAAGAAUGAAGGGGUUGCCGGCAACCUCGUUAGCAUUAGUAACUGCUCGUGCCACAUUAGGCCAUUGAAACAAAGUGUCACAGUUUAUUCAUUUUGCACAACUUUCUUAAUCACUUUCUGUGGCAGUUAUUGCCAGUGAUCGCAAGCGAGCAAAAGCACGAUGCACCCCACUUAAAGAAAUUAUUCUAUUUAUAUUCUCGCGAUAUAUCUUGAAUUCUGGCGACAUCAAAUUUACCUAACUCGCUUCCCUCGCAACAGAAAGGUGUACACGCACGCUCGUAGACCGAAGGGGGACCAUACUGGUAUUAUAUUGAGCACUUAUCCCCUUAGCUAUUAUUAUAUUGCGCACAUUUUUAACUGUAGAAGGUACCAUGGAAUGAAUUCCAGAACCAAAAUAAAUUAAGAAAUAUGACAAAUCUAGCGACUCCCACUGUAGCUGUCAAGAAUACUCUCGUUUUUCAGGUGUAUGAGUAGUAGCGAGAAAUAAUAGACAUCUUAUGUAUACUCCCGCAAAAGGAGUAAUCAGGACUCCUGUUUUGAGUGUGUAACGUAGACGGCAAGAACUGACCUUCUCGGUGCCAAUUUCACAGUGAUCUGCGUCACUGAUAAAUUAGCUACGCUCAAACGCAUCUGCCGAUCACUGUCGUCACAAUCUCUGACGUCGAUCCUUAUAUUUCAACGCUGUCAUUAUUUCCAGGAAAGCAUUGAUAUCUUGUUUGUUUUUGUCUUGUUUCCAUUUCACAGCUCUUCUUCUACGGUGCAGGGUAUUUGUACACUUCAGUGUUAAAGGCGACUUCAUCUUGUACAUAUGUGUUCUACCAUUCAUGCGUCGCUUUCCGUACGUGUGCUCAUAAACGUUUGUUCCUUCACUUGUA
Molecule: messenger RNA, 7273 nt
Organism: Rhipicephalus sanguineus (brown dog tick)
Lineage: Eukaryota; Metazoa; Arthropoda; Arachnida; Ixodida; Ixodidae
Product: sodium/calcium exchanger 3-like
Biological process (GO): cell communication; transmembrane transport; calcium ion transport
Cellular component (GO): membrane
Molecular function (GO): calcium:sodium antiporter activity
Source: RefSeq, a predicted model, not a curated record